UGUGAUUGUUUUAUGACUUAAUAGUUUAAUAGUUAAUAGUUUAUUAAUUAUUCCAAGUUAAUCAUUUUAUUUAUCGGUUCAUCGGCAAAAUGAAACUAAUAUGUGAGACAUGUGUCUUCAAUCGAAAGGUGCCGCCCGUAAAGAAGCCGUUUCAAAAAACAAUCUUGGCCAUUGGCAAGAACAAUGAAAAAAAAUCCGAGGAAGCGGUUAUCAUGCUGAUUACAAAUGCCAACAAAGGAGGAACCAAAUAUACGCUGAAAAAGAACAUCAGCAAAAUUUUCACGCGAUUUAUUUCCGAAGGCAAAGCCACAAUUUCGUUCCACACACCGGAACACGAUUUGCAAAUCAAGUCCGAGGUGAUUCAAUUGACCAGCUUUCUAAAGGUACUGAAAUCGGUUUUAACUGGGGAGGCAACUGCCAACGGUACCAUCGAAUCUGUUCCCGUAAAGUUACCCUGCCUGAGUGUAGCUAACAAGAAAACUUCUUUAUUGUCCUCUUCUGUUAAAGUACUUUCCACAAAAUGUGUGAUAAAAAGCAGAGGCGAUUAUCCUCUGAAAGGAUUCAACCGAAAACUAACCCUGCUGCAAAUAUCGGACAUCAAACUGGUCCGAUUUGAUCCGCAAAUUCUGCUAUUGAAAAACCUUCGCACUCUGAAUCUGUCGAACAACUGUGUGGAAAAGAUACCCAAAGACCUUGGACUGUUACACCUGACAGAAAUUGAUCUUUCCGGCAAUGCUUUGCAUGGGCACGAUUGGGAAUGGUUACGAGGAUAUGCCAUUCAAUCCAGUCUGCAAAGUCUGAACAUCUCAAACAACAGCCUUAGCUAUUUCCCGAUCGCGCUCAUUUACGCCAGAAUGCUCAUGAGGUUGGACAUGCGCCAAAAUUAUGUUCUCAAACUUCCUUUCGCUUUGUGGAAAAUGUCACGACUUCGCUUCCUGAACUUGGCAAACAAUCGGCUCGGUUCCGUACCGGAAUCGAUGAAUCGCAUGAAGUUGGAUGACUUGGACCUCUCCGACAACCAGCUUGGGCAUGAGAUCUGCACAGUUCCGGAUCUACGGGUACCAUCUCAAGUGGGCCACAUGCCGGCACUAUGGGAGCUGGCUGCGCGGGUCGUCGUCGCUCGUAAAAUACACUACUCGCCGGGUAUGAUUCCUUUUGUGCUGGUGGAGCUGAUGCAUCGGACACCGAUCUGUGGCUGUGGAUUGCUCUGCUUCACAUCGAAGAUCUACGAACGGGCGAAGGUGAUACGCCUAAACUGCCAGCACUUGACCUUGAACAGCAACCAGCAUCUGUAUGCCGAUGUUGUGUAUUGUAGCCAGCGGUGUAGUACCAAGCUAAUUUCAGCUUUCAGUCAUCUCAAGAGGCAAACGACAAAAGGCAGAAGAAAAAUCCUCCAAGUUUCGUAUCAAGAAAUGGCCGCAUCCGGAAAACUAUCGAUUCUGGCUCGCCAGCUGAGCACCAGCUCGGCUUCCGCUCAGCUCGUCAAGCCACCAGUUCAGAUUUUCGGACUGGAAGGUCGUUAUGCCUGCGCUCUGUACUCGGCUGCCCACAAGACCAAGGCACUGGAUGCCGUCGAGAAAGAUCUGAAGAGUCUACAGAGUCAGAUGCGUUCGGACCCUAAAGUGCGCGAUCUGUUGAUCAAUCCAACGAUCAAACGGAACGUCAAGGCCGCCGCUAUGAAGGAGGUUUCCGCCCGGGUCAAGUACAACGCUGCCACCGGCAACUUGCUGACGGUUCUGGCUGAGAACGGUCGCCUUGGUCGAUUGGAUGGUAUCAUCAAUGCCUACACUCUGAUUAUGGCUGCCGAGCGGGGUGAGGUCGUGUGCGAAGUCAAGACCGCCAGGCCAUUGGAUGAUGCCCAGCGCAAGCAGCUGGAAAGUGCCCUGAAGUCCUUCCUGAAGCCUAACCAAAGCAUCCAGCUGUCGGCCAAGGUUGAUCCCUCUUUGAUUGGUGGAAUGAUCGUGUCUAUUGGUGAUAAGUACGUGGAUAUGAGCGUCGCCAGCAAGAUCAAGAAAUAUACCGAUAUCAUCUCCGCUCCAGUCUAAAUAUUCGGAGGAGGGUUUCGGAUAAACCGAUUGUAGGGAAUUGGGGGAAUGUGUUAUCAUUGUGGGAACAUCGCCACUGAGUACAUGGUACGAUGAUUAUUCUUCCGCCGAUAAUUUCGUUGAAGCAAGCAAUCCUUGCGUGAUGCAGUACACGUGUAAUAUUGAAAGCGAAUAAAAUGGUAAAUAUUA
Armigeres subalbatus is the source of this 2234-nucleotide messenger RNA. RefSeq names its product leucine-rich repeat protein 1 (gene ATPsynO). The transcript has 4 exons. Gene Ontology annotation, biological process: proton motive force-driven mitochondrial ATP synthesis. Gene Ontology annotation, molecular function: proton-transporting ATP synthase activity, rotational mechanism; protein binding. The coding region runs from base 90 to 2045 and encodes 651 amino acids. NCBI's taxonomy places the organism in Eukaryota, Metazoa, Arthropoda, Insecta, Diptera, Culicidae. The record is from RefSeq and is a predicted model, not a curated record.